Messenger RNA from Cyprinus carpio (common carp), 2382 nucleotides. Its product is annotated as bone morphogenetic protein receptor type-1B-like. Gene Ontology annotation, biological process: protein phosphorylation; dorsal/ventral pattern formation; BMP signaling pathway. NCBI's taxonomy places the organism in Eukaryota, Metazoa, Chordata, Actinopteri, Cypriniformes, Cyprinidae. The record is from RefSeq and is a predicted model, not a curated record. Gene Ontology annotation, molecular function: transforming growth factor beta receptor activity, type I; ATP binding; SMAD binding. Gene Ontology annotation, cellular component: signaling receptor complex; plasma membrane. The transcript has 12 exons. The coding region runs from base 311 to 1903 and encodes 530 amino acids.
AGUGGUGUCGUGAGCGCGCCGCCGUCUCGAGUCUCGAGCUGCUGAUGUUGACAAACGGUGAAGACGUUUGUGUUGAAGCGACACAUCACUCUCACGGACUCAGGGACUCUGUGGAGCUUUCAGCAAGAACUCAGCAGAGACUUUCACCUCAGAACGGUCGGUGUGAAGCUGUGAUCGAGGCUGCUGUGGGGUGUGCAGUUUCUCACAUUCUGUAGAGGACACACAUAUACACACACAGACAAACACUCAAGAGUGUGUUGAGCAGACAGCUGAGGGAUUCACUCGCUCGCUGGAGUUGUGCUCACAGAAGAUGGAUCUCUUGAGGACUUGCUUGCGUUGGGUCUGUGUGCUGGUCAUUGGACUUCUGGGACUUGUGGAGGAGAACUUAGCUAAUGUUCUGGACACCAUGCUGCUGAGGAAUUCUGGGAAGGUAGAAGAACGUCGGGAGACAGGAAGUGAUGCACCGGCUCUACCUCAGCGCUUCCUGUGGUGUUACUGUUACCAUCACUGUCCGGAGGACUCCACUAAUAACACAUGCAGGACGGACGGUUACUGCUUCACCAUGGUGGAGGAAGAGGGUGGAGUGGCUGUGGUGACGUCAGGCUGUCUGGGUCUGGUCGGAUCAGAGUUUCAGUGCCGAGACACGGGGAACUCUAAGCAGCGGCGAGCGCUCGAGUGCUGCACAGAUCAGGACUACUGUAACAGAGACCUACAUCCAACACUGCCUCCCCUACGAACACCCAGUUACGUAGUGGGAGACAUUCAUCAUAUUGCUCUGCUCAUCUCAGUGACCGUCUGUAGCUUCAUCCUCACCUUCAUCAUCAUCUUCUGUUACUUCAGGUAUAAGCGUCAUGAGUUAGUCCCGCGCUACAGCCUCGGCCUGCAUCCAGAUGAAACGUUCAUUCCUCCGGGAGAAUCCCUGCGGGAUCUCAUAGAGCAGUCCCAGAGCUCCGGCUCAGGGUCAGGACUCCCCCUGCUGGUGCAGCGCACUAUAGCCAAGCAGAUCCAGAUGGUGACACAGAUCGGGAAGGGGCGUUAUGGAGAGGUGUGGAUGGGGAGAUGGAGGGGAGAGAAAGUAGCUGUGAAAGUCUUUUUCACCACAGAGGAGGCCAGCUGGUUCAGAGAGACAGAGAUAUAUCAGACUGUCCUCAUGAGACAUGAGAAUAUACUGGGGUUCAUAGCGGCCGAUAUUAAAGGCACAGGCUCAUGGACUCAGCUCUACCUCAUCACUGACUACCACGAGAACGGCUCUCUGUACGAUUAUCUCAAAAGCACCACACUGGACAGCCGGGCAAUGCUGAGACUGGCGUACUCAUCCGUCUCCGGCCUCUGCCACCUUCACACGGAAAUCUUUGGCACGCAGGGCAAACCGGCAAUCGCCCACAGAGACCUGAAGAGCAAAAACAUCCUGGUGAAGAGGAACGGCGCCUGCUGCAUCGCUGACCUCGGCCUGGCCGUCAAGUUCAUCAGUGACACUAAUGAAGUGGACAUCCCGCUGAACACACGCGUGGGCACCAAACGCUUCAUGGCUCCUGAAGUUCUGGACGAGACUCUGAACAGAAACCAUUUUCAGUCGUACAUCAUGGCCGACAUGUACAGCUUCGGCCUCAUUCUGUGGGAGAUCGGCCGCCGCUGUGUGUCUGGAGGUAUCGUAGAGGAUUAUCAGCUGCCGUAUCAUGAUCACGUUCCGAACGACCCGUCAUAUGAAGACAUGCGAGAGGUGGUCUGUAUUAAGAGAAUACGGCCGUCGUUCCCCAACCGCUGGAGCAGUGAUGAGUGUUUGAGGCAGAUGGGGAAGCUCAUGACGGAGUGUUGGGCUCAUAAUCCGGCCUCUCGUCUCACCGCCCUGCGUGUUAAAAAGACACUGGCCAAGAUGUCAGAGUCCCAGGACAUUAAAGUCUGAUGAAAGACCAACAGCACUGACACUAACCCCGAACUCACUGACUGACGUGGGUUCAAACGGAGGUGACCCGACCCGCCGGUGGAGGAGGACACCAGAGAUCUCGUGUGGUCAGAGCUGAUGGUGGCACGUCUCAGGACAGAGAUACAGCAGCUCCUGCCGUCCGAACACUUCACUGUAUGAGGACCUGUGAACACUGGCCAGUGGGACGAAGCAGGACCUCAGCGAGCGAGAUCACAUGUCUGCUGUCCAUGACUCUUACUGUACGUCUUUUCACAGUCUGUUCAGCUCAUACAUGACAAUGGUUUUGGAACAUAUCAGAUUUGUGUUGUCAGUCACUUGACAACUUGCAACAAGUGUGAUGGUUGAAGUCAUGAUAGCUGCGGAUUCCCACGUUUUCUGGUGGGCUGUGCCUUAUUUAUUGUCUAAAUAGAUGAAAAUGAAUGACGCAUCAAUGUACUUGAAUAAAUGUUCUAAUAACA